AUGUUUAAGGAGUUGGAGCACCUUUCCUACGACAAAAAGUGGGAGACCCGGCUGCCGGAGCCGGCCGUGGGCUUGAGGAUGGAGCCGUCCCGGCCUCUGCCCGGCGCUGCCCGGCUCUUCGCCCCCCUCCAGUUCCUCCUCUUCCUUUUGCUGCCCGAGACGAGCUGGGGCAAAUACGUGAGAGGCAACAUCAGCACCAAAGAGGACUGGGUAUUCCUGACUCGGUUCUGCUUCCUAUCCGACUAUGGGCGCUUGGACUUCCGAUUCCGCUACCCAGAGGCUAAAUGCUGCGAGAACAUUCUUCUCUAUUUUGAUGAUCCGUCCCAGUGGCCGGCUGUCUAUAAAAAGGGAAAUAAGGAUUGUUUGAUGAAGGAGUCUGUGAUCCGUCCUGAGAAUAACCAAGUGAUCAACCUCACAACCCAGUAUGCCUGGUCGGGGUGCCAGCUGGUAACUGAGAGCUCCGUUAGGUACCUGAGCUGUGCAAGCGGCAGGAGUUUCCGCUCGGUCCGCGAGCGCUGGUGGUACGUGGCUCUCAGCAAGUGUGGGGGCGACGGGCUGGAACUGGAGUAUGAGAUGAUCCUAACCAAUGGCAAAUCUUUUUGGACGCGCCACUUUUCAGCGGAUGAGUUUGGCAUCCUGGAGACUGACAUCACUUUCCUGUUGAUCUUCAUCUUGAUCCUCAUAAUUUCUUGCUACUUUGGCUAUCUGUUGAAGGGCCGGCAACUUCUUCAUACCACAUACAAGAUGUUUAUGAUAGCAGCUGGUGUGGAGGUACUCAGCUUAAUGUUCUUCUGCAUAUACUGGGGCCAGUAUGCAAGUGACGGUAUCGGCAAUGGAAGCCUCAAGAUCCUGGCCAAGCUCCUCUUCUCCGUCAGUUUCCUGAUUUUCCUCUUGAUGCUCAUCCUGCUGGGGAAGGGAUUCACUGUCACCAGGGGUCGGAUCAGCCACACGGGUUCUAUCAAGCUGUCUGUGUACAUGACUCUCUACACUAUCACGCAUGUUGUGCUCUUCAUCUACGAGGCUGAGUUCUUUGAUCAGGCACAGGUGCUGUACACGUACGAGUCGCCGGCCGGGUAUGGCCUGAUCGCUUUGCAGUUUGUGGCCUACAUCUGGUUCUGCUAUGCCAUCCUGAUCACGCUCAAGCAGUUCCCGGAGAAGCAACCUUUCUACGUGCCCUUCUUUGCUGCCUAUACCCUCUGGUUCUUCGCUGUCCCUGUUACGGCACUUAUUGCCAACUUUGGCAUCCCGAAGUGGGCACGGGAGAAAAUUGUCAAUGGCAUCCAGUUGGGUAUCCACCUGUAUGCCCAUGCAGUCUUUCUGAUUAUGACACGUCCCUCAGCAGCCAAUAAGAACUUCCCUUACCAUGUGCGGACGUCACAGAUUGGGAUUGUUGAGGAGGCGGCUGCAGGGGCCAAGUUUCCCCAUCACGUGUAUGGCAACGUUACUUUCAUCAGCGACUCGGUGCCAAACUUCACGGAGCUCUUCUCCAUCCCCCAGAGCACAGGGAGCAGCAGCAUCAGCAAUCCUCGCAAACAAGUGGAGGAGACGUCAUCUGCAGACCGUAUCCUGACCCCCAGCUGCGUGGUCACCACAUCGGAGCUCAGCGGGACCCCCAUGCUGUUGAAACCUUCCACGGGUGGCGAGAGCCAGCCUCCGCCCUACCAGCUACACGCCCCCCAACUCCAUCAGCACAAUGGCUACACCGAAUAUUUUAGCAUGCACACAACUGGUGCUCGGCCUGUGUAGGGGUCUCCCGAAUUUUUUGUGGCUUCCCUGCUUCUCUCCCCUGGUUUCUCCUCUGAUACCUCCUUUCCCUAGCUUCCUCUAUUCCCUCUUAU
This is a messenger RNA of Eublepharis macularius, 1838 nucleotides long. It is a transcript of the gene TMEM145, whose product is annotated as transmembrane protein 145. The record is from RefSeq and is a predicted model, not a curated record. Bases 1 to 1746 code for a protein of 581 amino acids. Lineage: Eukaryota; Metazoa; Chordata; Lepidosauria; Squamata; Eublepharidae. Gene Ontology annotation, biological process: G protein-coupled receptor signaling pathway; response to pheromone. The transcript is spliced from 16 exons.